This is a messenger RNA of Microthlaspi erraticum, 1665 nucleotides long. NCBI's taxonomy places the organism in Eukaryota, Viridiplantae, Streptophyta, Magnoliopsida, Brassicales, Brassicaceae. The record is from the annotation of a GenBank genome assembly.
AUGGAACCAAACAAUGAAGAAAAUGCUUCAUUUGCACCUAUAACUCAAAUCACAGCAGCUCAAGUUCUACAAGAUGCCUCAUCUCAGCCAGGCAUCUCUGCAAUGCCGCCACCUAUGGGUCUUCCUUCUUUUGCCCCACCAAUGGCUCCAAUACCACAUCCUCCAGUGGCACGUCCACCUACUUUUAGGCCACCUGUUUCUCAAAACGGUGGAGCGAAAGGCAGCGACUCGGAUUCUGAAUCAGAUGAUGAACAUGUCGACAUAUCUGAAGGGAGUAGACAGGUCAGGGAAAGACAGGAAAAGGCGUUGCAAGAUUUGCUGAUCAAGCGCCGUGCUGCUGCUCUCGCGGUUCCAACAAACGACAGGUCCGUCAGAGAUCGCCUUAGGCGACUCGGUGAGCCCAUUACUCUCUUCGGGGAGCAGGAAAUGGAGAGGAGAGCUAGGCUGGCGCAGCUUAUGGCUAGGCUUGAUAUUGAUGGGCAGUUGGAUAAACUUCUUAAAGCUCACGAAGAAGAUGUGGCUCCAAGAGAGGAAGUGGACGAUGAAAUGAUACUUGAAUACCCGUUUUUCACUGAGGGUCCAAUGGAGCUUAGAGAGGCUAGGAUAGACAUUGCUAGAUUCUCUAUCAAGAGAGCUGCUGUGAGGAUUCAGCGUGCAAAGCGUCUGAGGGAUGAUCCAGAUGAAGAUAUUGAUGCAGAGACUAAGUUGGCUUUGAAGCAGGCUAAAGGGAUGGUCCUUGAUUGCAGUAACUUUGGAGAUGAUCGUCCUCUCACUGGCUGCUCCUUCUCUCGAGAUGGAAAAUUACUUGCCACAUGUUCUCUGAGUGGAGUUACUAAAUUAUGGGAGAUGCCGCAAGUCACAAACAAGAUUGCUGUCUUGAAGGACCACAAGGAACGUGCAACGGAUGUAGUCUUCUCUCCCGUUGAUGAUAUUCUAGCUACUGCUUCCGCUGAUCGAACUGCGAAGCUGUGGAAGACUGACGGAACACUCCUCCAAACGUUUGAAGGACACUUAGAUCGCCUUGCACGCGUUGCCUUCCACCCGUCAGGGAAGUACCUCGGGACAACGAGCUUUGACAAAACUUGGAGAUUGUGGGAUGUAAACACAGGAGCAGAGCUGCUUUUGCAAGAAGGCCACAGUCGCAGUGUCUACGGACUCGCGUUUCAACAAGACGGAGCAUUAGCUGCUUCUUCAGGGCUUGAUGCACUCGCACGGGUUUGGGAUCUCCGCACUGGUAGGAGCAUCCUCGUCUUCCAGGGACACAUCAAACCGGUUCUCUCUGUGAACUUCUCUCCAAACGGUUAUCAUUUGGCAUCCGGCGGUGAGGAUAACCAGUGUCGCAUAUGGGAUCUUCGCAUGAGGAAGUCCUUGUAUAUCAUCCCAGCGCAUGCGAACUUGGUUUCUCAGGUGAAGUACGAACCGCAGGAAGGUUACUUUCUUGCUACGGCAUCCUACGACAUGAAAGUGAAGAUAUGGUCAGGGAGAGACUUUUCGCUUGUGAAGAGCUUAGCUGGGCAUGAGUCCAAAGUAUCCUCUCUGGAUAUCGCUGCAGAUAGCUCGUGUAUUGCAAGUGUGUCACAUGACCGAACCAUCAAGCUUUGGACAAGCAGUGGCGAUGAAGAAGAAGAAGACGAAGGUGGAGAUAAAAUGGACAUGGAUGUGUAG